Austrofundulus limnaeus is the source of this 975-nucleotide messenger RNA. It is a transcript of the gene pkdc, whose product is annotated as protein kinase-like domain containing. The record is from RefSeq and is a predicted model, not a curated record. NCBI's taxonomy places the organism in Eukaryota, Metazoa, Chordata, Actinopteri, Cyprinodontiformes, Rivulidae.
GAGUACCAGGACCUGGUCCUGCAGGCGUGCGGAGCCUCCUCCCUCCGAGUCGGCGCGAAGAUCCAGACUCUGUGGAGCGGCUACGGGGAGAUAGUUCGGCUGCACCUGGAGGGCUGCGACCGGCCCUCGGUGGUCGUCAAGCACGUCAAGUUUCCGGCGGAGGCCGGGCACCCGGGCGGCUGGAACACGGACCGCUCCCACAGACGGAAGGUGAGAUCCUACCAGGUGGAGACCCACUGGUACCAGAACUAUUCCACCAAUCAGAGCUGCCGCGUGCCGUCCUGCCUGGCUGCCCGUUCCUAUGGCGACGAGAUGCUGAUCGUGCUGGAGGACCUGGAUGUGGCGGGUUAUGAUCAGAGAAGGACCAGCAUAAGAGAKCGAGAGAUAAGGGCUUGCCUGAGCUGGCUUGCCCACUUCCACGCUCUCUUCCUGGGUGUGGAACCAGAAGGCCUGUGGCCUGUUGGCACCUACUGGCACCUGGAGACCCGGCCCGACGAGCUGGAGGCCGUGGACGACGGCGACCUGAAAGCCGCAGCGGCCGACAUCGACGGGAAGUUAAACGAGUGUCGCUUCAAGACCAUCGUUCACGGAGACGCCAAGUUGGCCAAUUUCUGUUUCCCAGCGAGGGGACGCGACGUGGCAGCCGUGGACUUUCAGUAUGUGGGCGGCGGGUGUGGGAUGAAAGAUGUUGUGUAUUUUCUAGGAAGCUGCAUGGACGAGAGGGAGUGUGAGAAAAGGGUGCCGGGUCUGUUGGACCACUAUUUCACAGAGCUGAAGCUGUCUGUGAACAAAGAUGUGGACUCUGAUGCUCUGGAAAAAGAGUGGAGGGAGAUGUUUGCAUUCGCCUGGACAGACUUUCACCGUUUCCUGCUGGGUUGGAUGCCAGGACACUGGAAGAUCAACCGAUACAGUAAACAGCUGACCAAGCAGGUUCUGCACAAACUGAAACAGUAAUAAAGAACAAAGAUCCACUAA